GGCCCGACUUCAGGCAGCCUCGCUCGGCGUGGACGCAGCGCGCGCGAGCCCCGCGUGGAGAGGGGGAGCGGGCGGUGCGUCCUUUAAAAGAAGGAACACCUCUCGGGCCCUCCUCGGCGGCGAGGGGAUGGCUUUGAGAGUCUUUCCUAAAAGAGGAAGCAAUACUGUGCCUGCGAUACCAAACGCCCUGAUUCGAGCGUGGCAGUUAGGAAUCCCGCGCGGUUUUCUAACGCAGGGGCUGGGGGCGGGGCAGGGUAUACGGGGAGGGGAGGAAACGCGGGAGAACGGCUCCCGCGCGGCACCCACGGUGGGGAGGGGACAGGUGGGAAGGGGCCCCAGGCGCCCCCCUCCCACCGCCCGCUUCCGGCCCCGGCUCCGGGACGAGCCCCGCCGUGGGGCGACUGCAGGGGUGUCACGUUCCCGUGGCGUUCAGGCGAAUGGCGCCUCCUCAGAGACACGUGAGCGGCGCCCCCUGCAAUGGAAAGCCGCCGCGCUCCCGCGGGAGGAGUCAAGGACAGAGUCUGGGGGGCCUCUUCCGCCAGCCCCGGAGGAAGAAAGAGGAGGAGCGGGCCGAUCGCCCGAGGGUGGGGCGGCCUCUGGCUCCGGACGGCUGCGGAGGGAGGGUGGCAGCGAGGGUCGGGCGGCACGGGAGCCGAUGGAGCCCUCGGCGGACAGGCUGGCCACGGCCGCGGCGCGGGGCCGGGUGGAGGAGGUGCGGGCGCUGCUCGAGGCCGGAGUGCCGCCGGACGCGCCGAACCGCUAUGGACGGGCGGCGAUCCAGGUCAUGAUGAUGGGCAGCGCCCGCGUGGCCGAGCUGCUGCUGCUCCACGGCGCCGAGCCCAACUGCGCCGACCCCGCCACCCUCAGCCGACCGGUGCACGACGCCGCCCGGGAGGGCUUCUUGGACACGCUGGUGGCGCUGCACCGGGCCGGGGCGCGGCUGGACGUGCGCGACGCCGGGGGCCGCCUGCCCGUGGACCUGGCUGAGGAGCGGGGCCACCGCGACGUCGCUCGGUACCUGCGCGCCGCCGCGGUGGCCACCGAAGGCGGUAACCACAACGGCGCAAGGGCCGCAGAAGGUCCGGCAGACACUCCGGACUCAAACGAUCUUUGAGACUUCGCGACGCUGAGAAGUCCAGCAGGAAGCUGGAACAGCGCUAUAACCACCCCCACCUCACGUAGUUCUUCCCUGCUUUCUUAGCUCCAACUUUUUAAAAACGCUUUUUUAAAAAAAAAAAAAAGUCAAAUGCAUUUUUACACCAAUCUGCCUUUCCUGACCCUCAUUUAUAUGUCGGCAUAAACUGUUUUCAAAAACACCA
Messenger RNA from Lepus europaeus (European hare), 1319 nucleotides. RefSeq names its product ankyrin repeat domain-containing protein 54-like. Gene Ontology annotation, molecular function: cyclin-dependent protein serine/threonine kinase inhibitor activity; protein kinase binding. The record is from RefSeq and is a predicted model, not a curated record. NCBI's taxonomy places the organism in Eukaryota, Metazoa, Chordata, Mammalia, Lagomorpha, Leporidae. Gene Ontology annotation, biological process: regulation of cyclin-dependent protein serine/threonine kinase activity; negative regulation of cell population proliferation. Gene Ontology annotation, cellular component: nucleus. The coding region runs from base 128 to 1114 and encodes 328 amino acids. The transcript is spliced from 3 exons.